Nicotiana attenuata is the source of this 869-nucleotide messenger RNA. Its product is annotated as protein FLOWERING LOCUS T-like. The record is from RefSeq and is a predicted model, not a curated record. Lineage: Eukaryota; Viridiplantae; Streptophyta; Magnoliopsida; Solanales; Solanaceae. Bases 27 to 560 code for a protein of 177 amino acids. The transcript has 4 exons.
UUUACGAUUUUCUAGUAGUGAUCAAAAUGCCAAGACUAGAUCCUUUAAUAGUAUCUGGGGUAAUAGGAGAUGUUUUAGAUCCAUUUACAAGGUCUGUAGACUUUAGUGUUGUUUACAAUAAUAGGGUGCAGGUCUACAAUGGCUGUGGUUUGAGGCCUUCACAAAUUGUCAACCAACCUAGGGUUGACGUUGGAGGAGAUGAUCUUCGCACUUUUUACACUCUGGUUAUGGUGGAUCCAGAUGCUCCAACCCCUAGCGACCCAAACCUGAGGGAGUAUCUGCACUGGCUAGUCACAGAUAUCCCAGCAACCACAGGAGCAAACUUUGGCAAUGAAAUUGUACGAUACGAGAGUCCACGGCCUUCAUUGGGAAUUCAUCGCUAUAUUUUCGUGCUGUUUCAGCAAUUGGAUCGAGGGGUUGUGAAUGCUCCUGAUAUAAUUGAUUCUCGUCAGAAUUUUAACACAAGAGACUUUGCGAGGUUUCAUAAUCUCAAUUUGCCUGUUGCUGCUGUUUACUUCAAUUGCAAUAGGGAAGGUGGUACCGGUGGCCGUCGCCUAUAAAUAAGUUUAAGUUAUAUACAUCGUUAGUGUAAGAAAUUUUUUUACACUAUUGGGUCCCAUUUACUGGUAACAUAUUUUACUUUCAAGAUUACAAAUCUCAUGUUUUAAGGAAACUUACCUGUAGAUAUCUUUUGGAUGACCUGAUAGUGUAAACAAUACUUUAUACUGACGGAAUAUAUAAUUUAAACUCAUUAAGAAAUAAUGUCUUAGUAAUACAUGGAUGUCAAUGUGAGGAGUUUACUUGUUACAAAGUUACAUGUAAAAGUAUUGAUGCUCAUAUUUAUUUAAUUAAAGGGGUAUCUUAUUAUA